Sinocyclocheilus grahami is the source of this 850-nucleotide messenger RNA. RefSeq names its product zinc finger protein 239-like. Gene Ontology annotation, molecular function: DNA-binding transcription factor activity, RNA polymerase II-specific; RNA polymerase II cis-regulatory region sequence-specific DNA binding. Gene Ontology annotation, biological process: regulation of transcription by RNA polymerase II. NCBI's taxonomy places the organism in Eukaryota, Metazoa, Chordata, Actinopteri, Cypriniformes, Cyprinidae. The transcript has a single exon. The coding region runs from base 298 to 822 and encodes 174 amino acids. Gene Ontology annotation, cellular component: chromatin; PcG protein complex; transcription regulator complex. The record is from RefSeq and is a predicted model, not a curated record.
CAGUGUGGAAAGAGUUUGACAAGCAAACAGGUUCUUGAUGUUCACAUGAGAGUUCAUACUGGAGAGAAACCAUUCACUUGUGAUCAGUGCGGGAAUAGUUUCAUUCAAUCAUCAAGCCUUAAGAAACACAUGAACAUCCACACUGGAGAGAAACUUUAUAAGUGUUCACACUGUGACAAGUGAAUCAGUCAGUCAGCAAAUCUGAAAAUACAUGAGAGGAUCUACACUGGAGAGAAACCUUACACUUGUGAUCAGUGUGGGAAGAGUUUCAAUUGAUCAUCACAACUUAAGAUACAUAUGAAUAUUCACACUAGAGAGAAACUGUGCACAUGUGAUCAAUGCGGCAAAACAUUUUUGAGAGCUUCAGACCUGAAGAAACACCUGAGAGUUCAUACAAAGGAGAAGCAACAUUCAUGUUAUUUGUGUGGAAAGAGUUUUUCACAUUUUUCAACUUUGAAAGAACAUCAGAAAAUACAUACUGCUGUGAGAGAGAACAUGUGCUUUGAGUGUGAAAAGACUUUUAAUUUAGCGAGCCGUUUAAAACUGCAUGAGAGGAUCCACUCUGGAGAGAAACCUUACAAGUGUUCACACUGUGACAAGAGAUUCAGUCAGUCAGGAAAUCUGAAAACACACGAGAGGAUCCACACUGGAGAGAAACCUUACAAGUGUUCACACUGUGACAAGAGAUUCAGUCAGUCAGGAAAUCUGAAAACACACGAGAGGAUCCACACUGGAGAGAAACCGUAUCACUGCACUGCAUGUGGCAAGUGUUUCAAUCAGUCAUCUUCUCUACACAGACAUACACAAAAACAUUCACAGUAAGUAUUCAAGAUUCAGCUGAGAUUCUGAU